Messenger RNA from Amoebophrya sp. A120, 2960 nucleotides. The record is from the annotation of a GenBank genome assembly. Lineage: Eukaryota; Dinophyceae; Syndiniales; Amoebophryaceae.
AGCUCCUUCUCAGACCCCGUACGAGGAGGUGAAAUUAAGAGGAGCCAUUUCCAAACUUGCUGCCACAAUUACUAUGUCCCCUAUGUGUCGAAAGUUUAGAAAGGAUUUUUGUCGUAAAAACGACCUCCCUAUCCUCGCUUUGGCGGUCGUAAGCGGUGUACUUCUUACACUAGCCGAGGUCAAAGUCUUUCAAUGGAUGGCGGAGUUGAGCUUGACAAGUAGCGGCACACGUUCGCUCGAGGAAAACUUUUGGUAUUCCGAAGACGACGACGCCCGUGCACGAUGCGACCAGCACCGCACCACCCCCUUCGAUAUCGACUACACAGCGCCGCUAGCGAAGUUCUGCUACGUGAUCGCGGUGCUGGUCUGCGUGGUGCUGGUAGGCACCGGGCGGAAAAAAGAUGGGCGGGGAAAGAAGAAGGCGGAAGAUUCAUAUCAGCCUACCAAUGGAACAAAUGCAUCCGUGCACGACGAAGAGAACAAAGGCAGUCGUCCGGGAUCACCCGCCUCACGGGCUGCCACGUCACCACGACAACGCGGUGCUGCGAGCAAGACCAACUCACCAGCAAUAGCACCCGCUACGAGUCUCGUGAUUAUCGCGAACGACAGCACGGCAACUCAGGAUAGCACGCGCGCAUCAAGUAGGGGCAGCGCAGUUGAAAGUGCGGCGACCUCUAGUUAUACAGAAGGAGCACGACCAUCGGAAAAUGCAGGAAUUAACCCGAAGUCGAAGAAGCCCCGAUUGUACCACCUCGACUACGGACGGAUUCUCGCCGUGGCGUGUGUCGUCACGGAGCACUGCGGGAGCAAGGAGUAUUCGAGGAGGAACACCGGGUUUGUUCUGCACUGGGUGCUCCCGUUCCUGUACGGUAUCUCCGGCUACUGCUUCAUGCUCUCGCGCGCCGGCCUGGUUGGCUAUCUUGGGCGACUCAGUGUGUUGUUCUGUGCCGGUGUUGGGCUAAAUUGGCUAGCGGACGUCUGGAACGGAAAUUACAACGAAACGUGGAAGAACACCAUCUUCCAAAUGGCGUUUGUUCUGAUGCUAAUGGCCAUGGCGGUGCUGCUGUAUCCUUUGAAAAAGCAACUUACGUUUGCAACUACGGACGGUGAGAACGGUAAUAGCGUAGAUGAUCGUAAGAGAGAAAGUGGCGCCUUCGCAGACGGAGAUCCGAGAACGCCGCCGCUAAAAGCUGCGGGGACACUAAGCAAAGCGAAAGUUGACAUUGUGGCAGGUCGUGCAAAAGGGCCGAGCAACUGUGUCUACAACCCGCUUGACGGCAUUGCAGCGAUUCAAGUAAGUUGCGCGAGCCCUGGGUCUCCGCUUCCGCUUUUUCCGCUGUCUGCCACCAACAAGGCGAAGCCAUUAGGCGCACGCUUCGCACUGACGCCGCCGGCGCUCGGGAGGAAGAGCGGAGCGCGCUUGCUUGCAGAGGAAUCCUCGUCUUCCGAGCUUGCAGAUGAAACCAAGGUCGUGGUGCAGCCAGCGAGUCCGGGUCCGCUGACGAAGCAAGAGAGCCUGCCAGCCAAUUCCGCCUUUCUGUACCGGCCUCCACCUAGGAGGAAAGCCGCGAAUACAGCCUACGCGCAGCUACACGAUGAGAACGAUGUUGACGACGCGACAGCCAGCACGUCUACCGUCACAACCACAACCAGCUCAACUGCAGCUGAGAUACCAGCAGCAAUCGAGCCGUCAUCGUCCCAAAGUUCGUCAUCCUCCUCGGUAACCAAGAGCACUAGUGCCUCGACGUCCUCUCCUAUCAACCUUUUUCGAGAGCCGCCACCUGUUCCGAGAGACAAGGUUGCUGGGCAUCGGCCUUCAGCUCCCAGCAAGCUAUGGACCACAUUCCAGGAUGAAUCUGCAAUACAGAAAGCAGCUCUGCUGUUCUACUCCGCCUGUGCGUUUGCGUUCCUGCUUGCGUACCUCGCUGAUGACUCUGCCGACCCCAACACCACGCACUACCAUUUGGUCGAUGAUAUGGUAUCUUCCUCGAAGUUCAUGGGGACGGAAUUCUUCCUGCUCUGCGCAUUGUGUAGUUUCGCUUGCUACUGCGAGACAACGCACUACGCGGCAAGUGGAACGGCGAUAAUCGCGUAUUUCUAUUUGGUUGAUUCAGUGUAUCUCUAAUCUUUUUUCUAGUUAUAAGUGUCUGUACAUAUGAGUUCAUUCAUUGCUUCAGUUGUCGCUGCCACAGCAACGUUUUGUUUUCCUUUUACAAAGAAGAACUCCGUCAUCUCUGACUCUGUUCAGGUCGGUCUGGCUUCCCCGGGUCUUUCUCCCCUACACAAAUGUCGGAUUUGCGCACCUGCUGCAGAUAUUCGUGAUCGGAAUGUGGACGGCAAAAGUACCGCUGCCGAACCUGCAGUACUUGCGGGACACGGUUUUUCGAGCUUAUUGGCCGCUGGUCCUCGUAUUUCUGGUCUGGCUCGCGAUGCCUACUUCCUACGGCCGCUGCGACUUGUUUCCGAGGACAUAUCUACUCGAUCGGGCCAGGUUCUACCUUUCCGAGCUGAUCAUUCUGCUUUGGUUCCUCAGUGGGGGCAUGGUCUGCUCUGACCCAUUGAAUCUAGUCCCACUCCUCAAUUAUUGGUCGCUGAUCGCGUACACAACCCAUGAGGCACUGCAACGUGUCACGGUCGCGCCGUUCGCCUCGCUGUUUCUGCACUUUCUGAUGCCGGGGAUGUUCCUGAUGCGAAGACUCUUCCUGCUGUGGAGGACGAAAUAGUAGUUGUGCUUUAUGAAAAGAAUUUUUCGAAAAUCAAUGAAAAUCUUAAAACAACGUUGGCUCGAUUGCUUGCCAGCGUCGGGGGACGAGCGAUUAUCUUCUUUUCUACGUAACGCAAAAUUACGUAAAUGAAAACGGCACUGAUUUCCAACUUCUCUGCCCGCUCUGGACGCAAACAGAGCACAAAUAUGAUGAUAAUCCUUCAACAAGCUCAAGCAGUGUGAUCGUGUCUUUGAU